Messenger RNA from Lates calcarifer (barramundi perch), 6837 nucleotides. It is a transcript of the gene mchr2b, whose product is annotated as melanin-concentrating hormone receptor 2. Gene Ontology annotation, cellular component: membrane; neuron projection. The transcript has 2 exons. Lineage: Eukaryota; Metazoa; Chordata; Actinopteri; Centropomidae. The coding region runs from base 303 to 1346 and encodes 347 amino acids. Gene Ontology annotation, biological process: neuropeptide signaling pathway. The record is from RefSeq and is a predicted model, not a curated record. Gene Ontology annotation, molecular function: neuropeptide binding; G protein-coupled receptor activity.
AAGCGCACAGCGGAAACGCACGGUGAAUAGUCAGAUCAUUGUUUGCUUCCAGAGAUGUUGUUGUUCCAGAGACCAUCAUUGCUCGUGUGGUCAGAUUUGAUUAGAGUCUAUCUUUUCCUGUUUUAAAUCACAAAAUCUCUCCAGGGGGGAAUCCACCAACUCAAGGAAAGCGUAUACGCGCUCUUGGAGAGUUCGUGAGUUUGCUGCCCAAGUUUGGAGACCAGACGGCUGCUGGAGAGCGCCCGGUGCGCGCGCUUUAAGUACAAACCACACCGAGGCGAUUUACUUGGGAGGACCUGAGGAUGAAUUCCACGGACGUAUUUUGCAAAAACAACCAAACAGACAACUUCACCGACCCGUCAUGUCUGAACUCAACUCCCCCGUCGUACAGCCACAUCGACAUCACCACUUUCAUGCACAUAUUCCCCUCCAUCUACGGCAUCCUGUGCUCAGUUGGAGUUAUAGCCAACGGACUGGUCAUCUACGCGGUGGCAUCAUGCAAGAAGAAAAUGGUAUCAGACAUCUACGUGCUGAACCUGGCUAUAGCAGACAUGCUCUUCUUGCUGGUGAUGCCCUUCAACAUUCACCAGCUGGUCAGAGACAGGCAGUGGGUUUUCGGAAACUUUAUGUGUAAAGCAGUUGUGGUGGUGGAUGUCAGCAACCAGUUCACCACAGUAGGAAUUGUGACUGUGCUGUGCAUUGAUCGGUACAUCGCUAUUGUCCACCCCACUUCGGAGAAGAGGACCAUCCACUGGACCAUCAUGAUCAACAUCCUGGUGUGGCUGGGCAGCUUCCUCCUCACCGUCCCGGUCAUGAUGUACGCCAAGGUCGAGCGCAGGCAACACUUGGAGGUCUGCAUGAUGUACCUGGAUGGGCCCGAGGACAUGUACUGGUACACUUUCUACCAGUCCAUCCUGGGCUACAUCAUCCCUCUCAUCAUUAUCAGCACCUUCUACUCGCUCACCCUCUACCAUGUUUUCAGCUCUGUUCGCCGGGUGAAACGGAAGCAGUCCCUCUGGGCUAAAAGAGCCACCAAGAUGGUCCUGAUGAUCAUUGCAGUGUUCCUGAUCUGCUGGUCGCCCUACCACGUCAUUCAGGUGAUCAACCUGAGCAACAAUACGCCAACUAUUGCCUUCAUCUACGCCUACCACAUCAGCAUCUGCCUCAGCUACUCCCACAGCUGCAUCAACCCGCUCAUGCUGCUCAUCUUUGCCCAGAACUACCGUGAGCGUCUUUGCCGCAGAAGCGCGCUGUACAACUCCCAGCACUCAUCCAAGCUCACGGUGGUCAAAACAGAUGGCUCCAGUACAGCCAAUGACCCCAGCUACCGCUGUACUGUCAUCUAAUCAGAAAGAUGAGCACUUUGUAGAUACAUAUGUAAACAUUUUGCUGCCCACCCUUGGUGAAUGGUCUUUCCCUUGUGGUAAUAUUCUCCAGCUUUUUCAUCAUUGGAAAUCGAUACAGUACAGAAAACUGGGUAUAAAGCAAGAGCAGCAAUAUCUACCAUGACUGAAAGAAGUAAAACACAGGUCAUGUCAAAGGUUUUCAACAGAAAAUGCAAGGAGAAAGAAACAGAUCUGCUCUGAAGAACGAAAGCACGCUAAAAUGGAAAGUGACGGUCUCUGAGCCAAAACUAGAGGGAAUUUCAGCACUGACUUCAAAGACGCACAGAUGGGAGGGGACGCUGAGGGGCGACUCAGGUGUGAUGCUUUUUUCCUUCUGGACUGGGAGCUUUCAUUAACCUUUAUCAACCACAGGCUACAUCCACUGACGGUAUGUGUGAUCUGUCACUGGCACAAGCACUACCACAUUCAAGUCUGAAAUAUUGUGAUAUUCACUAGUCUUUCACCAGGUCUGUUAGCCAGCUUCCCAAGGGCUCAUGAUGAAAUUAAAUUCCAGUUAACUGUAAGAGUUGUUGAAAUUUCAGCUUCACAUAUCGCAACGUCUUAAUCUGAACAGAUGUGACCUGCAUUACGUCGUUAGUGGAGCCACUUUCUAAAAAGAAACCAUGUGAAUGGCUUAUAAAUUAUAACAAAUGACUUUCUUAUGGUUAAUAAAUAAUGUAGUAAUUCUUUCUAUAUCACUUUUAAGGAAUUAAGAAUAAUAAUAAAUUACAGCAAUUCAAAUUGUUCAAAAACAAUUUAGCAGGUGUUUAUUCUCUUAUCUGCAAUAAUGCUGUUAUAAAUGUCUGUGACUAUAAAAGUCCAUAUUAUAAAUGGUAUAAAUGGUCAUUAAGUUUGGUUUUAAAGGUUUAGUCUGCCCUUCUGAGUAUCAAUAAGUUGUCAAUAAAUUGAUUUUGGUCCUGAUUGUCUGCCAAACCAAUGAAAUAUAGUUUUCUUAACCUGGCAACCCAAAAUGCUCUCUUAUUAUUGGCUCAUAACUAUAUGAGUAUAUGAUUUGUUAACCAUUAAUAAAGCCAUUAAAUAUGACUCACUUAUUAGAGAGUGGUAGCCACUAAUAAUAUAUAUUGCAUCAUAUAUCAUUGAAAAAAGUUGGAAAAAAAAAACAAUGUGGCAAUUUCUUCUGUAGUCAAACAUUAUAAAAAACAUCUCAGAGCAGAUUUAAACAACAGAAAACGUGUCAGUUUUUCUUGGUUUUGUAGUCUCAUGACAAACAUCUGUUACUAAGAACAGCAAAUUCCUGACUCUUGUCAGUAUAAGAACUGUAUCUCACGAGUAUCUGCUAAUGACUGACACCUAAUAAUGGCGCUGAAUGGUUAGUACACUGUUUGAGGAAGUGUUUUUGCCGUAAGUACAGUAUUUAAAGAGAGAAUACUGGUCGCUCAUCCUUGACAUAGACUCAAAGUCUGUUGUUUUGCUAUUUCUAGACUGAGAAGAACGGCCCAUUUCUGUUUGUUUUCGCUGGCUAAUCGCUGGAAAAUGCAGCAUAAAACACCAGUGACUGCUUAACACCCAAUGUCUCACCAAAAUAAAGAUCUUGCAGAUUGCUAAAAUAGGCCUGCGGUGGUACAGUUAAUCCCUGUGGAUGUAUUAUGGUCUUUAUGAUUGGUUACAAAAUAAUACAUAUCAGACAAUCAGCACCUAUCUAUCUUUGUUUAUUUACCCAAGUCCUUAAGCCUCAUGUGCUACACUUACUCAGCAACAUCACCAUCAGGGUUAACUAAACGAAGGCUUCUAUAAGGCAUGAAUAAACACAGCAAAGGACAACUACAUACUGAUAAGAUUGUGACUUGGGAGGAAAGUUGGUUAAACUCGUAGAUUAAAAAAACUAAUACUAUAUAUAUUGAGCUAGACGGUGUUCAUUACUGUGGUGGUGUUCUCCUGAUGUCCUAUUUAAUGUACAGUCUCCUUCAGAUUGUGACUGUUGUUUGUUAUUUUCGAUGCAAGACCAAUUUGUAUUCACUCAAACUGCUCAGGAGCUAAGUUUGGGCUUUGAAAUGCAUUUUUUGUGACAAGGAGCUUUUUUCAUAAUGGACUCAGAAGACAAACACAAUGAUGUUGCAGAGACAACAAAGACAGCAUGAAGGACACAAAAUGCUCUUGCACUGAUAUCAUGUAAUUUGUCUGAUUAUUCAUUUGCAUAAUGACAAGUGAGAGGCAGUGCACGGGAAAAUCAUAUUUGCAUUAUCUUUUGUCAUCACGGUUAUUAAAUAUGUUUACAAUGACACUGGAGCACUGAAUGUGAUGUACUGUGUGUCCUGUACACAAAUCACUUGUCCAUAUGCUGAAGUAGAUGUGCUAUCAUAUAUGGUUCUUCUCUGUGCUGUGUGCAAAGAUUGUAGGUAUUGUUUCACUUUGACCAAGGCUGGAAAACCAGCAGGGCAAAGUGGACAGCUAGGCCCCGGGGACAUAGGCUCACUCGGUGGAAAUUAGUUUGUGGUAAUUUGAUAACAUGCAAAUUCUUUUGAUAAUGUGCACCACUAGUGCACAAUAUAAACUGAACUGCUGAGGGCCGUGAAGUGACAAAUUUUUACCUCAUCUCAAGGUCCUGUAUUCUAAAAGAGCACUGUGUCAUAAUCUAGUUAUAACUUUAGCGAUUCAGUAUUACACUUCCACAAAGACUCACAGGAUACAAUAGAAUGGUCAAAAACAAAGCUGAGCUCAAGAUAUCCAGACAUUUAUUUGCCACGCUCAAGAACCCUAAAUGCAACCAAUAGCAUCUUUUUCUUGCUCAACGCCUAUUAAAAUACCACAUCUUUCAAACUCUAAGCUGUAGUCCUCCAGUUUGCAAAGCAGGCUGUCAAAGCCAUGCCAAGAUAACCCCUGAUGGCAUCUCUCUGACAUAAUCAGAUCAAUCAAACAUUAUUUUCUCAGACUUGACAAAACACCCCCAGAGUCACAGAGGACAUUAUGUAACUGUUUUCACCAAUAAGUCCUCCAUUGCAACACAUACUUGUUUUCUGCUCUGACGCCACUACAGGCAGGACGACGUUUUUUUUCUUUUUUUCUUUUUUCUUUUUUUUCUGAGCUUUCCAAAACUGUCACUGCUGAGAAAUAAAUCUGUUUUAUGAUCUGGUGUAGAUUUGAUUAGAUUUGAGCACAAAAACAAUGUUGACUGUUGGAAGGAAACAGGAAGGGAACAACAGCCUCCCAUGUCCCGUGUUUUAUUGACCCACCGACACAUUUUGACUUCCUCCCCAGCAGAGUUUAUAUCUAGUUAACAAAGUCACACUACUUCAUAUGUUGUGGAAAUGAGCCAUAAUUCCUAUAGCUGCCAGAGCGCUUUGUCACUUGAACAUAAACAUAUGUUGUUUUGGGGAAUUUUGCUUGGGGAAAGUGACUUUCUCCUUUUCACAGGUUGAGUGGGACAUUGUCAUUAAAACUGACAUUAAUUUGUAAAACUGAUGGAAUUCUUCUUUAAUAUCACAGCUAAUAUUAUGCUUACACAAUAAAUAUUCCUAAAUAAAUUUGAGUGUAAUCAAAUUAUCACAAACUGACUUGAGAAUAUGGGGAGAAUAUGAUUUUUGCUCCUAAUCCUCACAGAGAGUAAAUCCAGCCUGGACAUUGAUAUAGUCUUUCUCAGUGUUUGGUAUUGUGGUUGUCACUCAUUUUUUGAUGUUGCAGUUGUGGUUAUACUAUAUCCACUGGCCAAUGGAAGCAUUUCAAGUUGAUGUGGUUGUUGUAAUCUGUCGUAUAACUUACUUGGCAUAAUUUAUAAUCAACCAAUAUAUGAGUUAUAUCUGAAUAUUAACAUUGUUUGUAAAGAUUCAGACUGAUGUUGUGCAGUAUACUUUUCACUUUCAAUUGUUUCCCAGUCGUUGUCAAUGGAGAAACUGCAGCCUGUACUUUGAUAGUCACUAAUUUAAGGAGUGUCACACAAACUGUUGUCCAGAGACUACUUUCAUUAGUAGUCUGCUUUUAUUUAUUUUUUAUUAUUAUUUUAACAACUGUACCUAGAUGAGAUUCAGACUUUUAAUCAGUGAUUGGUGCAGUGGUAAUAUUAGAGAUUUAUCUUUGAUUGCCCUCACCCACAUCAAACAAAAACACUUGACUUUGCUAUUUACAGUUUUUCUCAUAAGCUCUUAAGUUAUUUAUGAGUGUAGCAGGCUGCUUGGGGAUGCCAAGUUAAACAGUAGAAAGGUCUGCAUGAAAAUAAUAAGUACUGCCAUUUAUGGUGUGGAAGUCUAUAUGCCUCAGGUUUGUCUGAUGAUGUGUCACAUACUGUGGAAGUGAAAGUCACAGGGUUGACAGUUUCAGAGUCACAAACAAUCCACUUAACCCUGGAUGUGACCUCAACUUUGACCUUGGUUCUUGUUUGAUGCUCAUGUUAACAGCUGCAGAUUCAGGCUGCGGAGGAUUUCAUAAACUGAAUUAAACACCCUCUGAAGUAUCAGUGUGUCUCCGCAGCAGUUUUGUGAAUGAUAGAUUUUUUUUCCUGUCACAGAGCCAAAAUGCUUUAGGAGUUAUGGAUCCUUGGUGUAAUUUGAUUUAAAAGUUGUGGACACAGUUGAACAAAAUUAUCAUGGUAGCUUAAAUUGUAGCUUUGCAUUUUUUUUUCUUUCCUAUUUAACAAGAUUGUUGUGGGUAAACAGUCCUGCCAGCCCUUAUUUUCAGACUGAAUGAGACUCACAGCAAAUAUGCGAUGCUAAUGUGCAGUUUUCAUUCUGAGAAAAACAAAGCACAUGCAGAUAUAAAUAUAGAGCAUUCCUGUACAACAGAAAAGGAGUGUUUUGUGAUGGCCUUGUCAGUAGCAACAUUUCUGUUUUGACUCUGAUGAAGUUGAAAAUGUACUUGUGGAGAAGGUGUGACUUAGAGGAUACCACUCGUGCUACUAGUUGGUUAGCUUAGCUUAACAUAAAGACUUGAAAUGGGGGAGGGGGGGUGGGGUGGUGGUGGAAAAUAUAAUAAAAAUAAACAAAAUAAAAAUCACAUAAUUGAAUAUUUGUACCUUGUUUGUGUGAUCUGUGGUCAACCAGCAGAGAAUCCAGGAAGUUACUGCACUUAUAGGCUAACUCUUGUAGCUUACCACUUGUAGUUUUUACAUUUCUGUUUGUGGACAGAGAUGUAACAUAGCCAAUUAAUAAACUAAUUAAUGAAUCCUAGUUGGGAGAUUCUUAAAACCUUAAAGAGAGUCAGGUUGGCUUCUCUCUGUUCCAGUCUUAAUGCUAAGCUAAGCUAACUGGCUGCUGGCUGAGCUGUGCAGACAUGAGAGUGGUAUCAAUCUUCUCAACUCACUAAUAUAAUCAAGAUUAAUGGUCAAAAUGGAAAAUUCAUUUCUUUUUGAUUAAACGUUCUUUACAUAUUUACAAGUAUAAGACAGCAGCAGCUGCAAGAGAAGACAGGUAUUACUGAUGCCCACUCACUCAAUAUAAAUAAAUGUGUACAUUCCUUUUUGAAUGGAAACUACUUUUAUUCAAAAAUAAAAGUGAAAAAAGAG